AUGCUGGCGCUCCAUUGGAACCUCCUGACUUUCAGGAGGAAGGCAAAUUACAAAAGGUGCGCAUAUUAUUUUUAUAGAACAUCAACAAACAAGAAACGAAAUUCUUAUGAAAACGAUUUAAAAAGAGUUAAAGAGGUAAAGUGUGUAGUUUUAUUAAACAAACCAUUAUUUCCUGGACUUACCUAUGUUUUGAAUAGUGAUAAGAAUGUAGUAAAGUAUUUAGGUGUUCAUAAUGAUUAUAAAGAAAAGAAAAAUAUAUUUGUUGGACUUUUUUUUCAUAAGGAAAAAACAAUAGAAACACACCUUGAAACAAAUAACACGUUCUAUAAUAAGAAUUGUAAUACAUAUAAACCACCCGAUUUUUUAAAUGAGAAAAGAAUAAAGGUAGAUAAAAAUAUACUAAAAAAAGAUAUAGAUAUAUGUACCAAUAUUAAUGAUAUAUAUUCCUAUGGAUGUGUAGGUGUAAUAAAAGAAAUACUAUAUGAUGAGGAUAAUCUAAAUUCUAUUUGUGACGAAAAAGAUUAUAAUAAUAUAAACGAAAGUAAUGAUAUUAUGAAGAAGCAUCAUUUUAAUGAAAACAAUAAAAAAGAAAAGGAUAAUUAUUUAUUAAAAAAUCAUAUAGAUAUGACAAAUAUGAACAGAUCAAAUGAUUUGUUAAUACAUAACAAAUUAAAAGAAAAAAAUAAUGAAAAUUUAAAUUUGAAUAUGCAUAAGUCUAUAUAUCGCAUUGUUGUGGAGACAAUGGCUAAAAUAAAAAUAGAAAAGUGGAAUGAAGUUGAAAAAGUAGGAUAUAUAGAUAUUAUAAGAAAUGAAGAUUAUGAUAUUAAUAAUAAGGAAAUAAAAAUAUAUUACCUAGAAAUAAUUGAUAAAAUAAAAAAAAUCAUAUGUAUGAAUAGUUGUAAUAAUAGAGAAUAUAAUAUAUUAUUAAAAUAUUAUAAUACAAAAAAUUUAUAUAACCUCAUAUAUUUUGUUGGAAAUAUAAGUUUAUCUAAAAAUAAUAUUAUUCAAAAUUUGUUAGAAAGAAAUAUUUUAAAAGAUCAAUUGAAAAUAUGUAUACAGAUUUUAUGUGAUGAUAUUUAUUUGUUAGAAAUGAAACAAAAAUUAAAUGAGCAAAUAAAUGAAAAAUUUGAAAAUGACAAAAAAAAUAUGAUAAUAAAAGAACAAAUAAAUAUUUUAAAAAAACAACAACAACUAUUACUACAAACACAACGACAAGAACAGAAUAUGGAAGAAUAUGAAGAUGGAAAUAAUACUAUUAAGUAUGAUCAUGAUUUAUUAUGUGACGAGUUUAGAAAUAAAUUAAUGCUAAUUCGUACAUAUAUAAGUGAUGAAGCAUAUCGAAUAAUAAAUCAAGAUAUAAAUAAAUUUAUGUUAUAUAAUGAAAAUUCUAAUGAAUAUUCUUCGACUUAUCAAUAUUUGAGUACAAGCUUAAAUAUUCCUUUCAAUAAAUAUAAAAUGUUAAAUGAUAAUAUAUUUCUGUGUGAACAGAUAUUAAAUAAAAAUCAUUAUGGUCUAAAGAAUGUAAAGAAAUAUAUACUAGAAUAUUUAGCUUUAUAUAUAUUAAAUAAAAAUAUAAAAUCGAAAAUAUUAUUAUUAGUUGGUUCCCCAGGUACAGGGAAAACAUCUAUAUGUAAAUCUAUUAGUGAAUGCUUAAAUAUUCCUUAUUAUAUAAUUAAUAUGAAUAAUAUACAUAAUAUGAAUGAGUUGAUAGGACAUAGAAAAACAUAUGUUAAUAGUUAUCAAGGUCAAAUUAUAAAUUCUUUAAUAGCCACGAAAAUUAUGAAUCCUAUAGUUAUAUUAGAUGAAUUUGACAAAGUAGCUUUUAUCAAUACAAAUAUUUAUAAUAUGUUCUUAAAUAUUUUUGACAAAGAACAAAAUGAACAUUUCAAAGAUCAAUAUAUUAAUUUUGAAGUAGAUAUUUCUAAAAUAUUUUUUAUAUGUACUGCUAAUUCUGUAGAAAAUAUUCCUGAUGUUUUAUUAGAUAGAGUUGAAAUUAUACAUAUACAUGCAUAUACAAAUAUGGAAAAAAUUGAUAUAUAUAAAAAUUAUUUAAAACACAAAAUAGAAAAUGAAACAAAAAUUACAUCAUUAUAUUUAAAUAUAUCAAAUGAUGUGUUAUUAUAUAUCCUUGAUAAUUAUACUCAAGAAAAUGGUUUAAGACAAUUCUAUAAUAUAUUAUAUAAUAUAUAUAAAAAAAGGGCAUAUAUGUUAAUAAAAGGAUAUAAUAAAAAAGUAGACAUAAAUUUAAGUAACAUAUCUGAAUUUGUAGGUGCAGAUCAAUUAAUUGUUAAAAAGAAUUAUCAUAAUAAUGUACACAUAAAUAUAAAUAAGGAAAAUAUAAUGAUGGGAAAUGAUAAAAGUGAAAAAUAUGAAAGAAAUGAAAGAAAUGAAAAAAAUGAAAAAAAUGAAAGAAAUGAAAAAAAUGAAAAAUAUGAAAAAAAUGAUAAAAGUGAAAAAAAUGAAAAAUAUGAAAAAAAUAAAAAUUAUGAAAAAACAUGUGGAGGAUCAGUAAAAUCAUUAGCCUUUACUGAGAAUGGAGGACAAGUAAUUAUUAUAGAAGUAUCAAGUUUGAGCGAUAAAAUUAAAUCACAUAAUUAUUAUAAUUAUUUUCCACUGUAUUAUAAUGACGAUUAUAUGAUAUCAACACAUGAAGAAAAAUUAAAGGAUAACAAAACGGAAAAAUAUAAUGAACUGUCAAAAAAAAAUAAUAAGAUAUUAGAAGGAGAAAAUAGAUGGGAAUUAUUAAAUAAUAUAGAAAUGGUACAUCCUAUAAAUGAACUAUUUUCAAUAUCUAAUAAGUCAUAUAAAAAUAUAUAUAAUAUGAAUUAUGAGGAAGAUGAUAAGAAAAGUUUGACCUCAUCAUUUUUUAUAACAGAAGAUGGUUAUGUAAAAGAAAAAGAAAGAGCUCAACAAGUUUCUUUUAUGAAUAAUCAACAAGUAUUAAAUUCUUAUAAUGAGAAAAAUAAAAAUAUAUAUAACCAUGAUAAUAUUGUUCAGAACAAUUCAAAUAAAUAUAUAAAAAAAGAAAAUAAAAUAUAUACAUAUAAUAAUUCGCCUUACGAACUUCAUCCUAUACAUAAUAAUAAUAAUAAUAAUAAUAAUAAUAACAAGAACAAUUUAAAUCAUAAUAUUACAAUCACUGGAAAUGUUGGUAGAAUUAUGCAAGAAAGUAUACUUAUUGCAUAUACUUAUAGUAUGAAGUUAUUAAAUACAAUUAUGCUAAAAUUUGAAAGUAAACCUCUUCAUAUUAAUUUAAGUGACGGAGAUUUAAAAAAAGAUGGUCCAAGUGCUGGUAUAAAUUUUGUUACUUGUAUUUUAUCUUAUUAUUUAAAUAUACCAGUUGAUAAUACACUGUGUAUGACGGGAGAAAUAAAUUUAAAUGGUUAUGUUUUAAAAAUAGGGGGGUUAUAUGAAAAAUUAAAUGUUGCGAGAAAUUUUGGUAUACGUACUUUGAUAAUACCCAAAGAAAAUUCAAAUGAAUAUCAAUCACUUCCUCAACAUGUUAAGCAGAACAUAAGAGUAUUAUAUGUUCAUCAUUAUUCUCAAAUAUUUAAUUUCAUCUUUAAUAAUAAAAAAUGA
Plasmodium falciparum 3D7 is the source of this 3579-nucleotide messenger RNA. Its product is annotated as putative ATP-dependent protease. The transcript has a single exon. The record is from RefSeq and is a predicted model, not a curated record. Bases 1 to 3579 code for a protein of 1192 amino acids. NCBI's taxonomy places the organism in Eukaryota, Apicomplexa, Aconoidasida, Haemosporida, Plasmodiidae. Gene Ontology annotation, biological process: protein catabolic process; proteolysis. Gene Ontology annotation, molecular function: ATP-dependent peptidase activity; serine-type endopeptidase activity; ATP hydrolysis activity.